Talpa occidentalis (Iberian mole) is the source of this 8285-nucleotide messenger RNA. It is a transcript of the gene ZNF3, whose product is annotated as zinc finger protein 3. The transcript is spliced from 6 exons. Gene Ontology annotation, molecular function: DNA-binding transcription repressor activity, RNA polymerase II-specific. The record is from RefSeq and is a predicted model, not a curated record. Gene Ontology annotation, biological process: negative regulation of transcription by RNA polymerase II. The coding region runs from base 346 to 1686 and encodes 446 amino acids. Lineage: Eukaryota; Metazoa; Chordata; Mammalia; Eulipotyphla; Talpidae.
GGGUGGGUGGUGAGCAGUGCCGACCCGGAAGCGAAACUGGGGGAACUUCCGUUCUUUGUUCUGUCCCUGGUGUGUAGGUCUGUGACAGGGUCCAACGGGGCCUGGUCCGUGUCCGGCCCCCCAAAUCUCCCGUCCCUGCCCCCAGGCACUUGCAUCAGCUAAAGUCAGAAUUCCAAGAAACUUGAACAGAGGCUACCAAAUUCCCAGUAAUUGCUACGCUGGCUUUCUGAGGACUAACUUGAAGGAGGGAAGGAGUCCAGCAGUACUUCCUUAUUUUCAUUCAAAAUCUGUGCUCUGCUGAGUCUGCAAAUAGGAGACCAGAGACCCAGGACUUCUAGCCCACCCAUGGAAACUCAGGCUGGUUGUGUAUCUCAGGAACCUCAGGCCCUGCUCGAGGGUGCUCUUCCUUCCUCAAAAGUUCCUGCAUUUUCCAACAAGGACAGCUUGGGGGAUGAGAUGUUGGCAGCUGCACUCUUAAAGGCCAAGUCCCAGGAGUUGGUGACAUUUGAGGAUGUCGCUGUGUACUUCAUCCGGAAGGAGUGGAAGCGUUUGGAGCCUGCUCAGAGGGACCUCUAUAGGGAUGUGAUGCUGGAGAAUUACGGGAAUGUGUUCUCACUGGAUGGUGAGACCAGAACUGAGCAUGAUCAAGACAUUUCUGAAGAUGCAGGAUCACAUGGGGUGCUAUUGAGAAGAUUCCAAAAGGACAUUUCUAAGGGUCUUAAGUUUGAAGAAGCCUAUGAACAAGAAGUCAGUCUAAAGAGGAAGCUGGGGAACUCCUCUGGGGAAAGACUGAAUAGGAAGAUACCAGGUUAUGGUCCAGUGACAGUUGAGAAAAAGCUCACAUCCAUGGGGGAGAGAAGUGAGAAAUAUGAUUUUGGGAACAGCUUCACUGUGAGUCCCAACCUUAUUUCACAUCAGAGACAUCCUGUGGGAGACAGACCCCACAAAUGUGAUGAAUGUAGCAAGAGCUUUAAUCGAACUUCAGACCUUAUUCAACAUCAGAGAAUCCACACUGGGGAAAAACCCUAUGAAUGUAGUGAGUGUGGGAAGGCCUUCAGCCAGAGCUCACACCUCAUCCAGCAUCAGAGAAUCCACACUGGAGAAAAGCCCUAUGAAUGUAACGACUGUGGGAAGACCUUCAGUUGCAGCUCUGCUCUCAUUCUGCAUCGGAGGAUCCACACUGGGGAGAAACCUUACGAAUGUAAUGAGUGUGGAAAAACUUUUAGCUGGAGCUCCACCCUUACGCACCAUCAGAGAAUCCACACUGGAGAGAAACCAUAUGCUUGUAAUGAAUGUGGGAAGGCCUUUAGUCGGAGCUCCACUCUUAUUCAUCACCAGAGAAUCCACACUGGAGAAAAGCCCUAUGAAUGUAAUGAGUGUGGGAAGGCCUUCAGCCAGAGCUCACACCUCUAUCAACACCAGAGAAUCCACACUGGAGAGAAACCCUAUGAAUGUAUGGAAUGUGGAGGGAAGUUUACCUAUAGUUCAGGCCUUAUUCAGCAUCAAAGAAUCCACACAGGGGAGAAUCCCUAUGAAUGUAGUGAGUGUGGGAAAGCCUUUAGGUACAGCUCAGCUCUUGUUCGCCAUCAGAGAAUUCACACUGGAGAGAAGCCUUUGAAUGUAAUGGGCAUGAGCAAAAGUUCUCUCAGGGUCUCUGCUGAAUUAAAUAUCAGAGAGUCUACAUGAAAGAGAGCCACAUACCUAUUUUCCUCAUUUCCUCUGAGUCUAAAGAGCUCCUGCCUUACUAUACAAGGAUGAACAACUUAGGAUGUGUCCUUCCAGCUCAAACCCUUCACUUUAGAGAAUGGGGCAUACUGGGCAAUUCGUGCUGGUAUACUGAUUAGCAACCUAGUCAAUUUUCCCAGGAAUGGUACCAGCUUGAAAAAUUGAGAGGCAAGUUGCAUAUCAAGUGCUGGGAGUAGAGGGAAGCUCUGGGACCAACCCCCUUCCAUCUUGGAAGGGAGUUUGCACUAGACCAGAGGAUCCUUCCCACGGUGGGGUUGGAAGCACAGUAGGAAUAAAAUUCCAAGGAUUCCUGUAGCUGGAGUCAGUACAGUCAGCACAGAAAGACAGUGGAAACAACAUUCUGGGACCUGUUACUUGCUGUGGAGGGGGAAUGGAGGUUGUAUUUCAAAUGGAGUCUGUUCCUAAUCCAGCUUUUAAGGUUUGAUAAGGGAUAUGCAUUUUGUUUCAUGACUUUAUUGGUUAUAAAGACUUGGUGUUGAGGGAUUUGUUAUUUUAUUGGAGUCAAGGGUAGACCCCAAGAGAGGUUAUCUGUGAUGAUUUUAUUGUUUAGGGCUCCUGGAGCAGCAAGACUACAUUUCCAAGAGCAGUCGCGCAGUUUUGUUGGAGGACCUCUCCUCUGUUGUGAUAGGACUAUUUGGGAAAUCCAUCGAAUCCAUGAGUAUAACAUUAGGGAGAGGAUCAGAAGUAGUUAGCAUUGGCACCUCCUCUUCCCCUUUUGCCACUCCUGUGAUGAAAAGCAGCUUAAUGUAAACCCCUUGGUAAGAAUCCUCCUAAGGAGUUCACUCAGCUUGCCUUGCCCUCUCACCUAUAACCUAAUGACACUGGGUCCUGGCAGCCAGACCUCUCCUAACCCUGCCUCUGACUCUUCAACGGCCGAGUAUGAAUGCAAACAGAGCAAAUCCCAGAAAAGGAAAGCCGUGACCUGCAGCUGGUAUCAGGGCUCCUUGCUCAAUUAGGCUGGAGCUCCCCGAAUUUUCCCAACUGAGGGGAUGACCUCUCAUUAUGUUUUUCCAAUCCUGCUCAUCCUGUAGCAUAAACGAAGUGCACUAUUAAACAAAAUAGUUUUUCAGAAGGAAAGAUUGUGUUUUUGUGCAGGGGCCAAAUUAAUUUCAGUUUAAACAGGAAACUGGUUGUCGAUGGAAUCUUUACACACAACCAUUGCUCUCUUACUCAAAUGUGAUUUCUCUUUCCCUCAGGACUCCAUCGUAUUCCUCUAGUACUGCCAGACUCCACAGUCAUCCUCACAGUCUCUCCCACCUUCAUAAUCACAUGUGGGAUUUUAUGUGCUGCAUAUCAUUCUGCACAGAAUGAUACUUAAGGCAGAGACCAAAACUAGAACAGUAUAGGGUAUGGGGCCCCUGACAAGCGUGUACUUGGAUGUUGGGUGGCAAUGGGUACAUUUAGACUGUAUUUUUUUACUGCUAAUGGAGGAUGUUAUGGUUAUGAAAACCUAAUGAGAGCAUGAUCUGGAACUUUGGUCUCUGAAAAUUUUUGAAUCAUACUGUAAUUGACCACCUAGUAGUUUGCAAUUUCUUAAAGCUAGAAUGAAACUUAACAAAAUUGUGCUCUUUGGUAUCACUACAUAUUUACAGGUGACUUAAUUUCACAAAACUGUAGUCCAUGAACUAUCCAUAAUAGACUCACUAGGCCACUUAGUAGUAGUGCCUGCUUCUUAGACCCAGGGCAGACCUGUAAAAUGACUUCUGAGGAGAGAGCCUAACUGUUUACACAAAGAAGAAAGAAAUGGUCAAGGAAAAGUGAUUGGAGAAAACUUCCUGGAGAUCAGUUUGGGCUCACAUUAGGAGGAUGUGAUCUGUAGUAAAAGAGAGAAGGCUCCAGGUAGGACAGUUUGGGGUGGGGGUGAGCAUGGCCAUCUAUGUGGAGGUUCAUGGAUAGCUCUGGAAAAGACCUUAAAACAGGUAAAAUUACUAGGUGAAGAAGUCACUACAUGAAGGAUCAGCCCCUUUUCUGCCCCUUUGACCUUGUGUCUUCCCUGCUUUAGUUACUGGAAUCACCAGCUUCCCAGCCAGCCAAGCCAAAAACCUGUGGAUUGCAUGGCUUGCGUCUCCAUCCCUCCUAUAGUAUGUCAGCAUGUCUAGCCCAUCCUACCUUCUCUAUUCCUGUGACCCUAGCACUGGCCUAGACAGCAGCUCUUCAUCAGAUUUGGAUACCUUCAAGUAACAUUUUCUGGUUUCUAGUUUCUGAUCCUUCAUGAAUGCCAGAAAGACAUACAGGGCUUCAUGAAGGUGUUUCUGGAAGAACUGAACUAAUGAGGUUUAGUGGCAUUUCCUCCUGGAAGUUUAACAGGCCAGGCACAAUCUUCAAGGCCUGGCCACUGGUGACAAAUGUACAUGUACACCCACAGACUUCACCUGUUACACAGCCACAUGUGAUCACGUAAGCACACAGCCACUAAUUUUUCUAUAGAGCAGGGCACAGCCCUGUGGUGGGGUCCAAAGAUACAUGAAAUGAUUCCUGUUCUCCAGAAGUUCAAUCUGGGGGCUGCUCAUUGACAUUCUCUGCCAGCUUCUCCCAAAUGCUCAGGCCUUGAAAAGACCAUUAAAGGCAAAACUUGCAAAUAAUUUGCAUUUAUUUUUAGAUACUGGACUUUGUGAUAACAGAACUAGGAACAGACGUCAUUAGCUAAGAAUAAUAGAAACAGGAACUAAACUGAAAUGUUACAGCCAGAGAUCUUAGUGGUUUCCCGCCAGACAGGUGGGAUCUGCUUUCAGGUAUCUCACAAGUCUGUACCAUCUUGCAUUUUCUCUUAAGUGUCAUUCACAUCUUUUCUCCCAGCUUAGAUGUUAAGGUCCUAAAGUGUUCCAGAGUCUAUGGCUCUGAUAUGCCCUCUAAGAGCCUAGCUGGGCUUAACUGACUUCCCCACAGCAUAAUUACAUAAGGUUUCCUUUUAGGGGUCUGGAAUUCCAGAGGACAUCGGUGCUGCAGCUGCAUCAGACAAUAUAGCCAGCUGGGGGUCAGACAAAAUAGCCAUUCAAGUCUCUUACCUGGGAAUGCAGGUCUCCCACCACCUGGACCUUCAGAGGCCUUAAUAGGAUCCAGGAUGCCUGAGCAUUUUACAGAUGAGGACACUGAGGUCAAGGGCUUAGUAGUCACGCCUACUCUGGCUUUUCUAGCAGUGGGUCAGCAAGCAUAUUUUUUUUUUAAAGAUUUAUUUAUGUAUGCAUACAAGAACUGGGGAGGGUGGUGAGAGGAUUCAUCAGACAAAGUGGGGAACAGAACAGGCUGAUUGACUGAAAUACACUGCUGAGGAGAGCAGCGGGCGAGAAAGGAGAGGGCUGCAAUGACUGUGGAUAGUUCAUAGUGCUGAGACUUACACCUUUUGUGCCACCAGGGAGGCCCCAGCAAGCAUUAUCAAAUGAUUGUGCUCCCAGAUCUGUGCUAGAUGGUAUAAGGGCAAGCAAAAGUAUAUAGUUUCCUAUCAAGAAAAUUUACCACCUCAUUGAGACAACAUAAGGAAAUGCUUAGAAUCUCAAGAAUUUGCAAACAAUCCUAUCUUAAGUUUAUGAAGCUAAAGGUCUGUUAAGAAAUAAGUCUUUGGAAGAGCAGAUCUUAGCUGGGUCUGGUAGUCAGGGAAGAUAAAAAGACAUUUCUGAUUGGGAUAAGGGGAGUGUAGCCUAAGGUGGGGCUGUGAUAGAAGGACUCCUAGAUGACGAUUUCACCUAGUGAACAUGAUUUCACUAUUUGAGGGGGGAGGCAAGAGCAGCACAAACCAAGGGAACAGUGGAAGCAAAGACAGGGAGUCACAAAAUUACUGGGGCUGGGUCAGAAGGAAUCAGUAAGAUGUAAUUAUUUAGCCAGUAACAUGAAAUACUGCUGCAACCCCUCCCUCCCAUUUCUGCCUGGUUCAUCCUAGUAUAGAUGGCUGGAUGAAAAGGUCCCAUGAAAAUAAUGCUCAGAUCAACUAGUAGGAAGAAACUGAUGUACUAUCAGUGAAGUCAUGGUGAGUAGGAAGUGAUGAAAAACAAUGCUUUCAAAGCUCCUGCAUCUGCUGACUUGUACCCUGAAUUGCACAAAUAAUUACUUUGUAAAUCUUAUCUGGAAAGGUUUGGCAAAAAUAGGUGGUAGGCAUUUAUUUCAAGCAUACAGAUAAAAGACAAUAAUGUAUUUCACAAUAUUUUGAAAAACAAGGACACAAGUCACUAAAAAUUACUAGUGUACAAUUUAAAUAAUUUUAGAAUGGGGAAGGCUUUUCUCAGCACAAGAUGCUUUUCUAAGCACAAGCCACUUGUGGAGGGAGUGUAAAUUGACUCAAUAUUUUGGAAGGCAAUUUGGCAACACAAAAGUGUACACUAUUUAAAGCAACUCCACUUCUAGGAAUUUGUCAUACAGAAAUGCUUCUUUCUAUAAGCCUGCAAAGAACCAUGUACAAAUUGGUGUUUUUAAUAAUUAGAAAAUUCCAAAUAUUAACCAUAAGAUACCUAAAUAAACCCUGUGAUCAUCAGAAUGUUUGGUUCUUACGUAUUCAUUGACAUGGAAAAAGGCCCAAGAUACAGUUAUAUUUCGAAAAUGCAGAGUCCAGAACAGCAUAAUCCCAUUAUCCCAGUACAUUAGCACAAUCACUGGCAUACACGUCUAUCUAUGUAUAUAUAUAAUAUAGAUUAUACUAAAAAAAAUUUAAGAGUCAGCAGCAAAUAUUAAGUAUAAAAUUAUGAUGGGUGUUUACUUUGUAACGCUAUUUCCUUGCUACUAAUUUAAAGUCAGCAUGCAUUAAAUUAGAAAAAAAUUAUGGCUUUAAAUAAGCAUACUAACACAAGUUUUAGGAGCUAAUUUUUAUAACCAUGAACAUCUGACAGGUAGGAGUCCUGAAAGUCUUGAAACCGGUCCCAGUUGGUCCAGAUUUGGCUUUAGGACUUUCUCGUCACAGGUUGGAUUUUGCUAUUUCAGAAUCUUGAUAAUUAUGAUUUAAAUGACUCGACCCACCACUGGGCUCAACCUCAAUAUUUAAAAUGCAGGCCCUAACUCUCAACUCAGUUCGGGUGGAGAUGGGGCCUUGGCCAGCAAAAAUUCAUCAAUAAAACCCAGGGGUCUCCUAAGCAGCCCAGAGCUCGGGCACAAAGGCACCCGCAGCAACCACAUGGGUGGGCGGGGCCCGCUGGCACUGAAAGCACAGGCCUCAACCCCACCCCGUCAGACCCCGGCCGGACAGCACCACAGGCCAGCACCCCCUUUUCUACAUGCCUCGGGGCACUCAAAGUGCAGGACAAACUGGCUUUCUGUCUGCGGGCGUGGCUGCCUGACAAGCACAAACAAUGGCUCCACGAUCAUUUCCGGCAAGACCCCUGCUUGGGGAGUAACCAACCCCCCGCCCCUCGCUUUCGGUCCCUCUGGGGCUUUGGAGGUUUAGUCAACUCGAUGGUUCUCAUGCUCUUUUAGCAGGGAGGGGCUGGGAGAGGCGGGUCCGAAAAAGAGAAGGAAGGAGGAAGAGCCGGGAAGCUCACACACACCACCCCUAGCGCUGAGCCACCUUCCUCGGGCGAUCUUAGAGCAGUAACGGAGUGGGAGGAAACACUCCUACAGGAUUGAUUCCAUUGUAUUGCCAUGUGAUAAAAAUGUGUUCAUGGGGCCUCCCCCAUGGUGCAGGAGUUAAAGAUAUGACUAUCAAGCUAUUGCCAGCCACUGCAGCACAAGUUCAAUCCCCAGGCAGGGAGCUGACCCACAUGGCACAGCUGACCUUUCCUGCUGCUCCCCUCAGCAGUGUAUUUCAGUAGAUCCACCUGUUCUGCUCCUCACUCUGUCUGGUGAAUCCUCUCACCACCCACCCCUGGCCUGCACCCCAAUUCUUGUAUGCAUAAAAAAAUAAAUCUUAAAAAAAAAAUGUCUGUAUGGACUAUAUAUUUGACAUUUAGUUCUACCAACUACCACUAGAGUUCUCAUUACAAGAAACUUCAAAGAAACAAAAUUUAGCAAUCAGGAAUGGCCAUGUUUUUAUAAAACAUUGCAUGGGCUCAGACUAACCCCAAACUGUUGAGGAGUGAUUCUGGAGCCAAGCCUGGUUGCUUCCACCUUCUGAGACUGGACAGUUAUUAAUCAUGUCUGAUCUUUUACUGUGCAACUAGUGUUCGAUUCUACUCCCUCCAGUCACCUCCUUGCAUGAGCUAUCUGCCCCCAAAUGCUUGUCGUGGGCUGUUUCUGGGGGAAAUCCAAAUUAUGACAGUUGGUAUGGAAGUGGCCCUAGGAACUGUGCUUUCAGUAUGGGAUUCCAAAAAAGGCCAUUCUUCGGAUGGUAAGAAAGGGAGCCUGGUAAGAAGUGCAGUAAUGGCCACCCCACAUGAUGUAGCAUGACAAUUACUAUGAGUCUCACUUCUCAUGGGUAGAAGUAUAUAGCUUAUUGCAAUAGUUCUGUAACUUGAACAUUAUUGGGAUAGUGGCAAUACAGCCUCUGGAGGCUAGAAAAGGCAGGGAAUCUGAUUCUAAGAACUUCACAAGGGAACAAACUGGGGCUAUCACCUUGAUUUUAGACCAGUCAGACCAUGUUAAAAUUUGAAUCUAUAUAAAGUUAUAUUGUUUUAAAAAAGUAC